Messenger RNA from Pieris macdunnoughi, 243 nucleotides. The record is from the annotation of a GenBank genome assembly. Lineage: Eukaryota; Metazoa; Arthropoda; Insecta; Lepidoptera; Pieridae.
AUGCACGGCCGGCACCGACGUCUACGGGUUUACCCCGGGUCUCAUGACAGGGACAGUACUACUCGAGAGCGAGACGAAAGCAUUACCAUUCCUAACCGUUCCUUCCUCUCGGAGAAUCUUCACGUCCUUCGACUAGUUUUUAUGAAUGUCGUGCGACGUGAAAACGCUCUCGUCGUACGGGACUUUGGCUCUACGGUCAAAGUCCAGUACGGCAAUAUGAGAAAAUCACAUUAUGACUUUUAA